AUGAAACAGUUAUGUCUUAUACGUAAUAAAGAAAGCCCUGUGAACUCGGGACAUAACAAAAUGUUAACAUUAGAUUGGAAUGAUCAUCAAUUACUUAUGAAAUUCUAUGAAUUAAAACCUGACGAAGAACUAAUUCAAUUAGCUCAACAUAUUUGGCAAGUAACAGCCGAUGAAUUCAAAACAAAAGAACAGCAAGAAAUACUUCGACAACGUAUUUAUUUAAAACGAUUACCCACAAAAACAGAUCAAAUGGUAAAUCAACUACUUGAUGAUACUCAAAAAACACUUUCCAAUCCUUUUCUUGAUCAAGAUCAACGUUCAAGUUUUGCAUCGCGUUGUUCGAAAACAAUUAUACAAUGUAAAUUUAAUUUAAUGAUCGUAGAAUUGGACGAACUUUCAAUUGUCAUGCAUCGUUAUGAUCUAACAUUGGCUAAUUUAAAUGAAAAAUUAUCAAAACUUAAUGAAGAAAAUUCACAUAUUUAUACAACUGCCUUGGUCAAUAUCAUUGAAGAACGUCAACAAGCCAUGAUACAACGAUUUAUUCGAAUGCGUCAACAUAAAUUGAAGACUUUUUUCGACCAAGCUCCGAUGAUAGACAACAACUAA
This is a messenger RNA of Rotaria socialis, 606 nucleotides long. Lineage: Eukaryota; Metazoa; Rotifera; Eurotatoria; Philodinida; Philodinidae. The record is from the annotation of a GenBank genome assembly.